Molecule: messenger RNA, 6952 nt
Organism: Melospiza georgiana
Lineage: Eukaryota; Metazoa; Chordata; Aves; Passeriformes; Passerellidae
Gene: L3MBTL1
Product: L3MBTL histone methyl-lysine binding protein 1
Exons: 23
Coding region: 275-2797 (840 amino acids)
Biological process (GO): regulation of DNA-templated transcription
Cellular component (GO): nucleus
Molecular function (GO): zinc ion binding; protein binding
Source: RefSeq, a predicted model, not a curated record
CCGGGCCGGGCCGGGCCGGGCCGGGCAGCGCCGCCGGGGCUCGCAGCAGCGCCCGCCCGGGUGCAGCUGCUUGGAAGAUCAAGGGUGACACUCGGACGGGAGAACGGGAAGGGGCCUGCAGGGAGCUCUGCCUGCUCCAGGGUGGGAUUUGGCAGCCCUCAGUCACAGUCUGUCGUUGUGGGCCCCCGUGGGAGCCAGCAGCAGCUUGUGGUGGACCUGUGCUCGUGCCAUCUUAUGGUGGUGCCAGGGCCUCGCUGUGUGCCCAGGCAAGGUGAUGGAGAGCAGGGGGGAGAUGGAGGUGGUGAGGAGCUCCAAGAGCAGUGCUGCUGGGGAGGUCAGUGUCCACGUGGUCACCACCGAGAGCACGGUGCAGAGCACCCACCUGCCCACCACUGCCUUCAUCAUUCCAGCAAACGCCACUGCCAUCAACCUUCCCACGAGCACCUUAGAAAUCCAGCGAUUCCCCCGGGAGCCCCAGAGGAGCACAGGGGCCGAGAGGCCAGACAGGGGAGCAGGGAAUGAGCCCAUCACUGCUGCUGUCAUCCCCCAGAUCAGUGGGGUGCAGACCUGCAGCACAGUCCGUGUGCUGGAGUGGAAAGAUGGGGUGGCAACUUUGCCUGGGAGCAACCUGCGGUUCCGGAUCAAUGAGUACGGCACGCUGAAGGUGGUGAGUGCUGAUAAGCUGCCUCCUGUGGAAGCCGUGAAGGAGGCUCACACAGACAAAGAUGGGGACUCCGAGGUGGCACCCCCCAGCAGAGACAAUCCUACUGUGGCUCAGGACGUGCCGGAGCAGCCCGCGGCAGAGGGGCUGUGCCACUGCGAUACCUGCGGCCGCAGACACGUGUGGGACGGCGCCCGUGAGGGCAGGGGCUUCUGCAGCGAGCACUGCCACCAGCAGUUCAAAGAGAGGUCUGUCAUUGUGGAAAACUCUGCCAGCAGCACCAAUGCCACAGAAAUCCUCAAGCCUGUGAAGAAACGAAAGAGGAAGGACUAUCAGAGCCCCUCAGAGGAAGAAUAUGAGUCUGAGCAAAUGGAGGAAAAGCAGGAAGAGAGGAAAAGCUCAGUGGAAGACUCUGCCAUGAGCAAUGUGGAGGCCGAGGCGUGGAACGGGAGCCAGCACGGUGCCAGUGAGGAGAAGAAAGAAGGCUGGUCUUGGGCGUCCUACUUGGAGGAGCAGAAAGCUGUCGCUGCCCCUUUAGAUCUCUUCCAGGAUUACCAAGUAGCUUCCCAGCACAAGAAUGGCUUUAAAGUGGGGAUGAAGCUGGAGGGGAUCGACCCACAGCACCCAUCCAUGUACUUCAUCCUGACAGUGGCUGAGGUCUGUGGCUACCGGAUGCGUCUCCACUUCGAUGGCUACUCCGAGUGCCACGACUUCUGGCUGAAUGCUGACUCCCCUGACAUCCACCCUGCUGGCUGGUUUGAGGAGACAGGGCACAAACUCCAGCCCCCCAAAGGGGUUGUAGGUUAUAAGGAAGAGGAAUUCAGCUGGACAAACUACCUGAAGUUAACAAAGGCUCAGGCAGCUCCUAAGCACCUCUUCAUGGUCCGAAACACUCACGAGGCUUCUCCAGGCUUCAAGGUGGGCAUGAAGCUCGAGGCCGUGGACCGCAUGAACCCGUCCCUGAUCUGCGUGGCCACAGUGACUGACGUGGUGGACAAUCGCUUCCUGGUGCACUUUGACAACUGGGAUGAUACUUAUGACUACUGGUGUGAUCCCAGCAGUCCAUACAUCCACCCGGUUGGAUGGUGUCAUGAGCACGGCAAACCCCUCACACCUCCUCAAGAUUAUCCUGAUCCUGACAACUUCACUUGGGAAAAGUACUUGAAAGAAACUGGAGCAUCUGCUGUCCCAGCUUGGGCCUUUAAAGUGCGCCCGCCCCACGGCUUCCUGGUCAACAUGAAGCUGGAGGCAGUGGACAGGAGGUCUCCUUCCUUCAUCCGAGUGGCCAGUGUGGAGGACGUGGAAGAUCACAGGAUAAAGCUGCAUUUUGAUGGCUGGAGCCACGUGUAUGAUUUCUGGAUUGAUGCAGAUCAUCCGGACAUCCAUCCCAUGGGCUGGUGCUCAAAAACAGGACACCCACUGCAGCCUCCUCUCAGGCCAAAGGAACCAGCCUCCUCUGCCCAUGGGGGCUGCCCAAGCCUGGGCUGCAAGAGCAUCCCUCACUCCAAGAGCUCCAAGUACAGCUUUCACCACAGGAAGUGCCCCACGCCGGGCUGCGAUGGCUCAGGCCAUGUGACGGGGAGGUUCACAGCCCAUUACUGCCUCUCAGGGUGCCCGCUGGCAGAGAAGAACCAGGGCAGGCUCAAGGCUGACCUGUCUGACACCGAGGCCUCGACGCGCAAGAGGAGCCCCAUGGGUUUCCCUCAGCGAAAGAAAUCUCGGCACCACGGCAGAGGGAGACCUCCAAAGUACCGGAAGAUCCAGCAGGAAGACUUCCAGACUAUUUCCUCAGACAACGUGCACCAGUCUCUCUUCAUGUCCGCCCUGUCCGCUCACCCCGACCGCUCCCUGUCCCUGUGCUGGGAGCAGCACUGCAAGCUGCUGCCCGGGGUGGCUGGCAUCACAGCAGCCACGGUGGCCAAGUGGACCAUUGAUGAGGUUUUUAGCUUUGUGCAGACUCUGACGGGUUGUGAGGACCAAGCCAAGCUCUUCAAGGAUGAGAUGAUCGAUGGCGAAGCGUUCCUCCUGCUGACGCAGGCUGACAUCGUCAAGAUUAUGAGUGUCAAGCUGGGCCCGGCACUCAAGAUCUACAAUGCCAUCCUCAUGUUCAAGAACGCUGAUGACACCUUAAAGUGACUUCUCUUGGCCCAGCUGGGACCCUCCCUCAUCACUGGUGCUGCCAAACUGUCCGCUCAGGACAGAGAUUCCCCAGCCGACUGCAGCUUGUCCCGUCCUGCUCGUGUCCUCCCGGUGCCACACGUCCUGUCCCAGCUCCCUGUCCCAUCCUGUUCCCUGCCCGCUGCCCUUCUGCAGCGCUGGGCCCACCCUCGGGGGCAGGGAGGGAGGGUGGAGGUGGCACUGGCCCAGCUUGGUGCCACAGCUGCCCCACUGUGUCCUGCUGUGGGUCAGGGGUGCUGAGGGCCGGGGGAGCCCUGUGGAGGUGUCACAGCGGGGGCUGGCACCCACUGGAGUCCCCCAGGCAGGGAAGGGACUGCCUGCCUGCAGCCAUGAUCACACCCACUCCAAGGCUGCUCUUGCCUUUGCUCAGCAGCUGAGAGAGAUUUGGGGUUUUCCCUCUGUGUGAUCCUCUGGGGCUACUUGUGCUAACACCGUUUCCAAGGAACAUUCUUGAGGAGCUUCUGCUCAUUUUGCCUUUUUCUCUGAAUUCUUUUGACUUCCCCUUUUUGAGGCCAGUUGAUGACUGCUUUGCCCCUACACUGCACUGCAAACCAGUGGCCACCUCUUGUCCCUUUCGGGGAACAGCUGUCCUGGCAGCUGCUCUGCCCAUGACCAGCGCCUGUGCUUUCUUCCUCUUUCCUGGAAUUCAGCAGCCUCAGGGCCCUGCCAGGUCAGGGCUGGCUGGAUGCAGAAAAGGCUCCACUUCUUGCACCUCAGACUGUUCUGUCCAGCUCUUCUCUGGGUGAAAGGAUGCUUGGAUAACUUGUUCCCCCUCACACCUAUUAAAGAGUCCUCCACAAAGGGAGUUGGGCCCUCUUUGGUCCUUGUAUUAGGAGCAGGGCCCUCUCUAGGGUGGGGACAGGUGCCAAGGACAAAAAGCAUCCAUUGCUCCAAUAGGCAGAUCCAGAGUCGCUUGUGAAGGCAUUCCUGAGUUGACUGAGUCAAUUCUGCCAAGCUGCCUUCUCCCCACUCUUUACCCUCACAAGGCACCUGGGUUUUGCUGCCUGAAGAGCAGGAUCUUCUGCUGUCCCUGGAUCCCUUACCUGCAGAGCUGAAAGAAAUCCAGCACUUAGCUGGUUUGUUUCUGUCCUUUUCAGAACACAGCACCUUUCCAACAGGGCCACAGGCAGUUUGGGAAUGCUCAUGUAGCACUGUCCCUUGUGAUGGAGGAGGGACCAAAGGGCUGCAGAGCCAGAAAAGCCAACAUUGCUGGGUGUCCUGGCAGAGUCCCAGCAGCUUCUGAGAAGCCCCUGUGCCUCCUGGCAGGCCCCACGCUGCUCUCCAUGGUCCAUCACCUGGCACACCUGUGGGAGCUGUUGGAGCAGGGGCUGGCCAUGCAGUGCUGGAGGGUGGCUUAGAUGGCACCUGCCCAGGGCCCAGCCCAGGUCUGCUUCAUUCUCCUUUCCCAACAAUGGCAUUCCAGUAAUGAAACAACUUCCCCCCUUUGCCAGUGCCCAAAGACAGGGAUGCAGAGGUGUGAGCAAGUGCACCAGCAAUGUGUCCUGGAGCUGUGCUGCCUUGGGAGCUGCUGUCACAUCUGGGUCAACCUGUUUGAGGCUUCCCAUGGAAAUGUAGCAUUUUGUCUCUGUUAUUGAAUUUUUGGGGUCAUGUUUGACCUGCUCUUGAAACGUCUGGUGCUUGCUCUUCCCGCAGGACUUGCAACUUGUCCAUGCCUUUGUUUUGUCAUUGCUUGGGUUUGAUUUAGGCAGCUUUCCUUCUCCUUUCCUUUUUUAUGUCCUUGCAUCUUUUCAAGCGCUGCGGUGUGGCCAGCUGUGGAGAGGGGGAGUGGGAAGGAGCAGCUGUGUCCCUGGCCCCAGAGUCACUCCCCCAGCCACCCUUCCUCUGCAGGAAGUGGAGGUUGGUCUUUUCAGCUGAUGGAGAGUCUCUUUGUGGGCAACUGUGUGUGGGGGCAGAAGAAGAGGAGGCCUGGGAUCUUCAGCCCAGGCUGUGAAUGAUGCUGAGACUUUUCCAGGUGGGAUCUGGGAUGAAAAAGCUCCCUCACACUGGACACAGCCCUUGAGCUUGCAAGGACUCAUUUCAGGAAAGCAUCCUAUUCUCAUCUGCUGUAUUCCCAUGUGUGAAGUCAUUCCUCCUGCUGGGGAAGGGACUGAGCACCAUCCCAGGGACAGGAGCUGCUACCCAGGCACCAGAUCUGAAACUGCUGUGAAGGAGGGAGAGCCCCGUCUCUCACAGGGCAGCCUGGGAGAGCAGAGGUGGUGAGGAGCUCAGAAGAUCCUGCUGAGGGGCAGAGGAGCCAUGAGCCAAGCCCUGGCUGCCUCCAGGGCUGGCUACAACCCGCACCACUGGCUCUUGCUCUGCUGCUGGCUGCAGCCAAGCCCUGCUCUGCCUGGCACAGGUGCAUCCCCACGCUGUGCCAGCACAGCACUGCCUGCCCUGGGCUCUCCUCACCUCCCUCUUAGAAACAGACGAGACCUGGGCCGGACUGCCAGGGUGCUGCCCCUCCUCUGGCUGCAGGGCUGGAGCCCGGGGGUGAGCCCUGUGCUGGGAGCAGCUGUCAGGAGCACCAGUCCCACUGAAGGGUGGGGGGAGCUGUGUCACACUCCUGCUGCACUGAGCAUCCUCAGCCUCUCAGGCUGAUGUACCUGUUGGAGUACAGAGCUGCUGGGUUUGUCUGGGUGAGGGAGUUACAGGGUUUGCAGGUGGUCAAGGGCUAUUUACUGUUAAAACUUAUAACCUUCUGUGUCCUUUAAACCAAACCCAAAGCAUUGUGUACCUGUGGAUGGGUGAUUGUGGGAGUACCAUGACGCCAUUCCCCUGCUGUUGGUGUGUUGCUGUUUUAGGGUGGGGGUCUCUGGGGCUGUGGAGGCAGCAGACACCCACCCCAGGGUCUCAUGUGAUGUGUCCUCUGUGAGCAGUUGUCCCUGGUCCCAGCAGGGAGGAAGGUUUGCUGCACCCCUGGCCUUGGUAGGUCCUCCAACCCCACAGAGCAUGGAGGGGGAGUCCCCCCCCAGGGACUGUUAAGGACAGCUGUGACCAAGGCAGAAGCACCAAAGUUUUCUGUCCUUCCCCUGCUGCCUGACCAAAUUCCUCACAGGGACAUUUACUGCCGUGUCACUAAGAAGCCAGAGAGGACAGUGGGCUGUCCUGACCCACAGGUUCUCCUCUGGGGCCUUUCUGAGGGUUGUGACUGCAGCCAGCAUUUCUAAGUCAAUGAAGAAUUCUUCAAGUGGAAUGUUUUUCUGAGUGGAGGUCCCCAAGUCUGUUUCUGCCCCUGCUGCCCCUGCACUGGUGUUGGCAGGGCUCAGCUGAGCCAUGGGGGGUCCCACUGUGCUGCAGCCCCACUGUGGGUGUCUCCUGGGGGCUCACUCUGGCUGCAGGGGAGCAGUUGGAGCCUCUUGGGAAACUUUUCCUCCUCCCAGUGGAAAUGGGCGGCACUGGGACAGUGCAAGCCAAGGUCUCCAUCCAUCCCCAUGAGAGCAGCCAGCCUGGAGCUCAGCAGGGAGGGUGGCUGUGCCUGCCCUCGCCCUCCUCUGCUGCUCUCCAUGGCGAUCACAAGCACUUUCAGAAGAGAAAAGCGCCCUGCAAUGGGCUGGGAGGGCUGGGGGCUUGGGGCAGCUGCCGCCUGCAGGGGCACAUCUGGCCCCUGGGUGUGGUGAGGUUGUUGGGAGAGGGAGCCAGGAGAGGGGUGUGACUUUGCCACUCGGGUUCCUCACUCCUCAUCCGCCAGGAGAGCUCCUCGGUGCAGAGAGGGAAGGACAGGAGGGCUGCAGGCUCCCUUCUUCCAGCCUAGCCCUUCCCUCUGGGGCCUGAGGCUCACUGGUGCUUGGAGGGGGGAAUGGAGACCAUAUUGUGGAGGGAGUGUGAUUAUGAUAACAAAAGCUUUUUUGCACUUUCAUUCAUUUUGCACUCUUUCUUAAUUUCUUUUUUUCUGUGUUUUUGAUAUUGGCGCCUCCUCUCUGUGUUUUCAUAAUGAAAAUCCUUCUGUUGUAGCCAGUGCAGCUAUUCUGGAACUGUGUGUCCUGAAUGUACAGAGAUUUAAAGGCUCUAUAUAUAUAAAUUUAUAGUGGUACAAAGGUAAAUUUAUAUAUAUAGAUGAUGGUGUGAUGUGUUUUGUCAGUGUUUUAAAAUAAUAAACGAAUGUGAGCAACAGAG